AUGUCUGUAUCGCUUGAUUUUGUACUGUGCUUCCGCCUUUUCAGUGAUAAGCUCAUGGUAGAACUUGAAUGUCUGGCUGCUACCGGGCCCACUGGUGCUAAUCCUGGUUUCAGUAAGGGUGGCGGCGGCGACAGCAGCAGCAGUUCAUGGGGCGCUUCAAACGAGGCUGACUUCUCACGUAUUUUCCUUGGCGGAUUGCAACCAACGUUGCUGGAACUAGAUGCACAAGAACGAUGGGGCCAGGUGAUUCGAACUACGGAUGUUGGCAUCGGUGGCUCCGUUGUGCUUCGCUCUUUCACUUCCGGCCUCUGUGCCGGUACCACUAAUGGAAAAGUCAUUGUACUUGACCCACGCACGCACCGUGGGAUCGUGCGAGAGCUCGCUGCACACACUGGUGAGAUAUCUGACAUCACUGUAGCCCCUUAUGGCUAUUCUCUAGUGACCUGUGGUUGGUCGCGUUUGGGCGAUUCCGGAUUGCGAGUCGAUCGCUUGUUAAAAGUGUACGAUUUGCGGUCUGGACGAGCGCAGGCCCCACUUUCCACCUCUCUGGAUCCGUGUUUUGCCCGAUUCUUCUCCAACUCAACUAAUCGCCUCUUAACCGCUUCUCAAGGCGGUAGCUUUCAGACCAUCGAAUGCAGCAAUCGCGCGUUCUCUCCCGAUGACCUGGGUCAGCUUUGGCCCACAUACGACCGUUUGGUGGCAUUGGACAUCUCUCACAACGGAAAUGGUGUCAUCUUCGGUACGGAGACUGGACAUUUGCAACUAUACCUGCGAGACAUGAACGUGUACCAUUUUAACGCUGCCUCAUUACCAACUGAGUUCGCUUCGCCUCUGGCCGAAAGCCUAUGGCCCACAAACAGCCUCGGGGCUAGCGUUCCCCCAUCCUACCCUCUGAUGUUGAUGGAAAACCCGGCCAACAGUCUGUACGGAACCAAUAUGAUGACCCUGGCCAAAGCGGCUGCGGACGCGGCCGAGCUACAGUUGUUGGCCGCUUCACUCCAUCAGCCGGCAGCUACUGCUUCAGAUAACAUGCAUAACUCAGAGUCAUUCGAGCUAGUGGAACGUCGCAAAGCCGAAGCAGCCAACGAAGCGGUUAUGGUGACUUACAAACCAGUGGAGUAUGAAGAUUACCGCUUUUCCUCAGCCAGCAUACCGUUUUGCGCGAAUCCGCCUCCGAUCUUGACCAAAGAAACGAGUAAUUCAACUGAUUCAAAUGUGCAUUCACGAAACCAUCGGACCGAGCAGAUGUGCACCUCAGACUGGCCCGAAGAUCUUUGCCAACCUAGACCCCGGCCAAUGAUCCCUGUGGAUCCCGAACUCAUUGUGGGCGCCAAUCGCAAACGCGCGGUUCGAAAGCCACUGCAUUGGGGGUCAGUUUGGCACCCGUAUGUGGAUGACCCAACGGCUAAUACACCGGAAGAUACCACUCUGGGACGAUUUGUGUCUGUCACACCUGUGGGUAUGGCCUCUGCGAGUUGAACCUGGCGGACUCGGACUGCCUUUUCCUUCCUAACUAUUGGUUCCCCCCCCCCCGUUGUAGAUAUCCUCCGGAUAGCAUGUGAUCAGAUCGAUUGUCUUCUAGUUUUUAUUCUUCGUAUUCUAUGUGAGCGGAAACAAUGUAUUUGCAUGUGAUUUUUCCGUUUGUUGUUUUCUGUGUGUCCAUUAAACGCUUCUAUCAA
Messenger RNA from Dicrocoelium dendriticum, 1679 nucleotides. Lineage: Eukaryota; Metazoa; Platyhelminthes; Trematoda; Plagiorchiida; Dicrocoeliidae. The record is from the annotation of a GenBank genome assembly.